This is a messenger RNA of Dryobates pubescens (Downy woodpecker), 1664 nucleotides long. RefSeq names its product U2 small nuclear RNA auxiliary factor 1 (gene U2AF1). Gene Ontology annotation, molecular function: pre-mRNA 3'-splice site binding; metal ion binding. Lineage: Eukaryota; Metazoa; Chordata; Aves; Piciformes; Picidae. Bases 435 to 1376 code for a protein of 313 amino acids. The record is from RefSeq and is a predicted model, not a curated record. Gene Ontology annotation, biological process: mRNA splicing, via spliceosome. Gene Ontology annotation, cellular component: spliceosomal complex; U2AF complex. The transcript has 11 exons.
GCGGUCGGCGCCGGGCUGUCCGGCGGGCGGGCGGUGGGAGAUGGCGGAGUAUCUGGCCUCCAUCUUCGGAACAGAGAAGGACAAGGUGCGGAGGAUUUCCCCGACUGCUGCAUCCUGAUCCUCAGGCUUCUGCCUGCAGCCUUCCACGCGUCGGGAACGCCUCUAGUUUCUCUGGUUGUUGGAAGCGUACUUACAAAACCCUCCUAUCGAAAAUUUGGUCACCGUCGGCCUGACCAAACCAACGUGUUUUUCCACUCGUAAAAAUGAAAGGGGGCAUCGAUGUGCUACUGGACUAAAUUACUCUUGUCGGCCCCUGGCCGUGGGGCUUCUGUUUUCUUUCUACUUUGUAGUGCUACAAGCUGGUUCCAAUUUGCUCGUCUGUCAGAAAAGCAGUAUCGGCAGCCUCUCUUGAGCUCUGUUACUUAGCAUCCUUUAUGAUAGAAUGCAUUGCCGUUUUAACAGUGUUAGUACGUGCCAAUACAGCGAGCAUGGAAUUCCUGUACUGGUCUUUGUAUUCAAAAAGCAAGCAGACUUCUCCAGAAAAUGUGGAAAUUGGAGGCAGUAUUGGAAAUUCUAUAGUUAGGUGUUUUUUUUAUUUCAGGAUAGAGUUCAGAAAAGACAAGUCAACUGUUCAUUUUACUUCAAAAUUGGAGCUUGUCGUCAUGGAGACAGAUGUUCUCGGUUGCACAACAAACCAACAUUUAGCCAGGAAGCGAUGCUGUUGUAAGCUUGCCUGUAGUAGAGACCAACCAGUGCUAACUUUCAGACAACUUGAUUUUAAGAAGAACGGUACAAAUACCAUCUUGAUUCAAAACAUCUAUCGUAACCCCCAAAACAGUGCACAGACGGCUGACGGCUCACACUGUGCCGUGAGCGAUGUGGAGAUGCAGGAACAUUACGAUGAAUUCUUUGAGGAGGUCUUCACAGAAAUGGAAGAAAAAUACGGUGAAGUGGAGGAGAUGAACGUUUGUGAUAACCUUGGCGAUCAUCUAGUUGGAAAUGUAUACGUAAAGUUUCGCCGUGAAGAGGAUGCAGAAAAGGCUGUGAUUGACCUGAACAACCGCUGGUUUAAUGGACAGCCCAUUCAUGCUGAGCUUUCACCUGUGACUGAUUUCAGAGAGGCCUGUUGUCGUCAGUAUGAAAUGGGGGAGUGUACACGAGGAGGUUUCUGCAACUUUAUGCAUUUGAAGCCCAUUUCUCGAGAGCUAAGACGUGAGUUGUAUGGACGUCGUCGUAAAAAGCAUAGAUCCAGGUCAAGGUCCCGUGAACGCCGGUCUAGAUCCAGAGAUCGUGGUCGUGGAGGUGGUGGUGGUGGAGGAGGACGCGAACGUGAUAGGAGGCGAUCAAGAGAUCGUGAAAGAUCUGGUCGAUUCUGAGCCAUGCCAUUUUUACUGUAUGUCUGCUAGAAAGUGUUGUAGUUUGACCAAACAAGUUCAUAAUGAGAUUUUUUUUAAAGAUGGGCUUCUGAAUAAAAAAUUUGUAGUGAUACAGUAUUCUUUGUGUAACUUGUUUCUUGUGGGGGGAGUCUUUUUAACUGUCAUUCCUCUAUCUUGACAAAUACAUGGAUUAACUAUGCCUGAGGGAAAGGUGGUAAAUGUGUUGGAGGAGCGCCGGUUUGGGUUUGUGGUUGUUUGGUUUGGUUUUUUUUUCUUUCCCCCUUUGUU